AUGUUGUCGAAGGAGCCUGAGCCCAUGUGCCAGGCGGAGGAUGUAGGCGGGGACGCGCCUGCUUGCAAGCCAGAGCUAUCGACGAACGACCGGUUCUUCCGGUACUUCCAGGAGGAAGUAGCCAAGUUGCAGGAGAGCAUAAGCCUUCUUCCGACUACCCCGUUGGUGGGGGGCGAACAGGUCACAGCCGCGGAUUAUUGUUUAGCUGGUAUUUCACGCCUGUCGGAUGAGGUCAAGGAUGCAUCUUCUUAUAUACCAAGUUAUGAUCAACGAGUGUAUUCAGAGACUAUAAAAUCGCUUCAGGAAAAGCUAGCGGAAACAAAAGCAGCAAUAGCACCUCGCAAGCGCUUUGCUUUUAAGAAAUCACGUCGCACCCCUCCCGUCAGGGGAUCAGCUGAAUCAACGGAAGAUACCCUCUCGCCAUCACCGGCUCCGGCCGCCGAUAUAAGUGAGACCGACGACAGCAACGGCCCCACGCCGUCAGACGACGCGACGAUGCGAGAACAGCCAAACACACCGGACGAACCGUCCGUGGUAUCGUUCAACUAUAUCCGAGACGCACAUAUCGUCCUGCCUACCUCGGCACCGGUCCGGAACGCCUCCGCGGCCAUCAGCAAUAUCCAGCAUUGCGUCGUGGACAUGUCUUCCAUCCCCGAGAUAGGCCGAUCGUUCGCCAACUUCAUCAUCAAGUACGCGUGUGAGAGCCUGCUGAUUUGCGGCAAGGUAGAUGGGGCCGCGCACCUUACCGGAAUCACCGACUCGGUGAUAGUAGUGACAUGUCAGCAGUUUAGAAUGCAUGAUUGCGCCAAUGUGGAUGUGUAUCUGAGCUGUGCUAGUAAGCCUAUUAUUGAAGACUGUGUGGCUAUUCGAUUCAGUCCGCUUCCGGAAUCAUAUUCUGGCCAGAACGGUAAGAAGUCGGAUAAGUGGGCUCUUGUGGAGGAUUUCAAGUGGCUGCGGCCCGAGCAGAGUCCUAACUGGAGUGUUUUGGAUGAAGAGGAUGCUGUGCCGGAUGAGGUGUGGGGAAGGUUACUGGUUGAUAAGGAGAGUUGGUCGCUGGAUGAGAUUCUACGGGCUACUGGCGUUCUGAAGCUGGAGGUUUAG
Microsporum canis CBS 113480 is the source of this 1101-nucleotide messenger RNA. RefSeq names its product tubulin-specific chaperone C. Lineage: Eukaryota; Fungi; Ascomycota; Eurotiomycetes; Onygenales; Arthrodermataceae. The record is from RefSeq and is a predicted model, not a curated record. Gene Ontology annotation, biological process: tubulin complex assembly; post-chaperonin tubulin folding pathway. Gene Ontology annotation, cellular component: cytoplasm. The coding region runs from base 1 to 1101 and encodes 366 amino acids. Gene Ontology annotation, molecular function: tubulin binding. The transcript is spliced from 4 exons.